Messenger RNA from Phyllotreta striolata, 303 nucleotides. NCBI's taxonomy places the organism in Eukaryota, Metazoa, Arthropoda, Insecta, Coleoptera, Chrysomelidae. The record is from the annotation of a GenBank genome assembly.
CUAUAACAUUGAAAAAUGAAACUUCUGCUCAUCGCUUUCUUCGCCUUCUUGGCCGUAGCUUCCGCAGCCCCCAGCUGGGGCCACGGGGGCGCUGUAGUCGUGCCCGCUGUAGGCCACUCGGGGGUGGUCGUCGCCGGACCCGGCUGGGGCUGGGGCGGUCACGGAUGGGGACAUGGCUGGGGUCAUGGAUGGGGACACGGAUGGUAAAACCGAACCAACCCGACGAUGUUUUUCGUAAAUAUUCCAGUUAGUACAUGAACAACAACAGGGCGGAUCGGAAACGGUGUAAUUCUUUGUGUUCAU